AUGCAAAGAGAGAGACGACGCCACUCAGCCCCAAAACUUCUGCAGUACCGAAAGCAAUCAGCAGCAGCAGCAGCAGCAGCAGCAGCAGCAGAUGUAGAUGCAGCAGCAGCAGCAGCAGGAGAAGCAGAAGCAGAAGCAGCAGCAGCAGCAGCAGCAGCAGCAGAAGCAGCAGCAGAAGCAACAGGAACAGCAGCAGGAGUUGCAGCAGUAGGAGGAGGGAAUGAUAAGAGGGGUGAGAGCAGCAGCAACAGCAGCAGCAGCAGCAGCAGCAGCAGCAGAUGCAGCAGCAGCAGAAACAGCAGCAGCAGCAGCAGGAAGAGCAGCAACAGCAGCAGAAGCAACAGCAAGACCAGUAAGAUGGUUAAGGAGACAGUUGAGGAGACAGAAAAGGAGACAGAUGAGGAGACAGAAAGGAGACAGAAAGGAGACAGAAAGGAGACAGGUAAGGAGACAGAACGGAGACAGAAAGGAGACAGAAAGCAGACAGUAUAA
Molecule: messenger RNA, 492 nt
Organism: Eimeria mitis
Lineage: Eukaryota; Apicomplexa; Conoidasida; Eucoccidiorida; Eimeriidae
Exons: 2
Coding region: 1-492 (163 amino acids)
Source: RefSeq, a predicted model, not a curated record